This is a messenger RNA of Zasmidium cellare ATCC 36951, 2763 nucleotides long. RefSeq lists its product as uncharacterized. Gene Ontology annotation, biological process: mitotic cell cycle; cytoplasmic microtubule organization; microtubule nucleation. Bases 1 to 2763 code for a protein of 920 amino acids. Gene Ontology annotation, molecular function: gamma-tubulin binding; microtubule minus-end binding. The record is from RefSeq and is a predicted model, not a curated record. The transcript has a single exon. Lineage: Eukaryota; Fungi; Ascomycota; Dothideomycetes; Mycosphaerellales; Mycosphaerellaceae. Gene Ontology annotation, cellular component: gamma-tubulin small complex; mitotic spindle pole body; centrosome.
AUGGCGUCAACAAAAUCCGAGCGCGUCGAAAACGCGCUGCAAUCCCUUCUCGAGCGUCUCGUGCCCGCACAACAACCUGGAGAAGAUGAAGACCGAGCCGACCAACGCUGGGAAGACGCGAAUAACCUCGCCCACGACAUUCUUGACCGCGGAGAAGAUGAAGCCGUCCCUGUUGAGGACGUCAAUCAUGCCGCGGAUCUGAUCAAGAGGAAGUUGUUACGCGAGAAUGUCAGUCCCGAGAAGGCCACGACCUUUGGGAAUCUGUACUCGAGGUUGCUGGCGCAGCCUGUGCUAGGGAAGAAGUGGGCGAUACUUUACUUUUUGCUGAGAGUUGGUGAGGAAGAGAUGGAUGGGAUACCACAAGGAAGGGCGGGGAGCAUAGGGGUUGAGAGUCGAGAUAUGGGAAGAGACGGAUAUGGUGAAGAGGUGGGCGGUAGUGAGGGACGAUAUGAGGGGCAGAACGAUAUGUUUGACGAUGCCUUUGCGCGGAAUGGAUUGCCGAGAGUCCCUGAGCCUUCAGGACCUGAGAGUCCGAGGAAACCGCCGACGAGAGAUCGAGAGAGACCUGUGCCGUCGAGAUCGAGACCACAGCAGAGCGAGGAGGCGGCGCCCGAGUCGCCUCGUAAGAAGACUACGGAUGGACUGGAACCGCCAGAGUCCGCGUUGCUGAGAGAUCUGCCGUUCACACUACAAGGGCUGUCGUCGAACAACUUGCCAUUCGCAGACAAGAAGUCACUCAAGCUGCCUCCGACUCUCCCAGUACCUCUGGUUUCACUUCUUCACACUCUGGCCGAGCCGUCGCUCUUGUACAGGUCGCUUUCAGAAUUUGUGGAGUCCACAGAAGGUGGAUUGGUGGGACAAGCUCUACGUUCUGCAAUUGGUAUCGAACUGAGAUCAUAUCUUGGACUGGUUGCUACUCUGGAAGGUCAAAUACGAAGAGCCCUUACUCAUUUGGAUGAGAAUCAGCCCGAUGAAGGACUUGGGAAAGCCGGUGUUACUUUGAAAAGAUGCGUGGUCUGGACUCGAGAAGCUACGCUGGGCUUGAGACUGAUGAGCAUGAUGGUCGAGUCGGCGAAGGGCAAGAAAGGAGGCGAGCUCAUAAGUCUCAUUCACAGCUUCUCUUCGUCACAUGGCGAUCCUUUCGUGCACAGCUUUGCUGAAAGGUUGCUUGUACAUGUCACCAGGCCAUUCUACAACAUGCUUCGAGCCUGGAUCUAUGAUGGCGAGCUAGAGGACCCUUAUCAGGAGUUCUUCGUUUUCGAGAACCAAGAUCACGAGGACAGCGGCGCGACGAGCGUCUGGGAGCACAAGUACAGGUUCAAGGAAGCCAUGAUACCUUCUAUCAUGACCCAGGACUUCGCAAAGAGAGUGUUCCUCAUCGGGAAGAGUUUGAACUUCAUUCGAUAUGGAUGUGGUGAUAGCGGCUGGGUAGAAUCGUACAGCAAGUCCGCUUCUCGAGAGCUGAAGUACGGUGACAUGGCGAUGCUUUCUACAAGCAUUGACGAGGCCUACAAGACGGUCAUGGCGCGACUGCUAAGCUUGAUGGAGAACAAGUUUGCACUUCACUCACAUCUGCAAGCACUCAAGAACUUCCUGCUUUUGGGCCAAGGAGACUUCAUCGCGCUGCUCAUGGAAUCUCUCGCUUCGAAUUUGGAUAGGCCGGCUAACAGCCAGUACCGACAUACUCUCACGGCACAAUUGGAACAUGCAAUCCGCAAUUCGAAUGCACAGUAUCAGAGUCCGGAUGUUCUACGUCGACUGGAUGCACGUAUGUUGGAGUUGAGCCAUGGUGAGAUCGGCUGGGAUGUGUUCACACUGGAAUAUCGAGUCGACUCGCCCCUGGAUGUCAUCGUCACGCCUUGGGCUAACAAGCACUACCUUAAAGUCUUCAACUUCCUUUGGCGGAUCAAGCGAGUCGAGUUCGCGCUCUCGACCACCUGGCGAAGAUUACAGACUGGAGCGAGGGGCGUCCUGGCAGCUGUCAGUGACAAGCUUGGAGAAGACUGGAAGAAUGCGAGGGGAAGACUUGCCGAGAUGAUCCACUUCAUCGACCAGCUGCAGUACUACAUCCUAUUCGAAGUCAUCGAAGCUGGGUGGAACGGCCUACAGAAGGAUAUUCGCAAGCCGGACGCUACGCUUGAUACACUGAUCACUGCGCAUACAGUGUAUCUGCGCUCGAUCACGAGAAAGGGGCUGCUAGGAGGCGGUGGAGCACUCGACUUCACCACGCAGCUACACGAGCUGUUGAAGCUCAUGCUUGGAUACAGAGAUGCUGUGGAUAGCCUGUACAGCUACAGCGUUGCUGAGUUCACACGACGGCAGGAACUGUCAGCCAAGAUCGAGACCAGGACGAAGGCCGGAAAAUGGGGCAUCACAGAGGCAGACGAAGACGUCCAAUCGCCUCUGUUCCCUACAUCCAGUGUCCGCAAUCGACUACGAGAGCGCGAGACGGAUUCUCCCCUACCACAACUCCUGCCCGUGCAAGGCAUCGAUGGAGAGAGGAAUAUGCUCGAUCAGCUACGACAGAGGCUCAAAUCGCUGGCAAUCGAUUUCCGGUCGAGGACAAAUGUCCUGCUGGGCGAUCUGGCAUAUCAGGCGGAUAUGGACAUGCGGUUUUUGGGAGUCGCGAUGAACUUCAAUGAUGUCUACGCGCCUGUGAAGAGAAGGAGGCAGAAGACGACGGAUAAGGUACAGGUGCCGCCUAGUGCUACUGGCUCGACGACGAGAAGACCGCAAGGGAAGGCCGAGGAGGGCAAAGCAUGA